AUGCUGCUGCUAGCGAGAUGUCUUCUGGUGGUCCUCGCUUCCUCGCUGCUGGUGUGCCCCGGGCUGGCGUGCGGGCCCGGCAGGGGGUUUGGAAAGAGGCGGCACCCCAAAAAGCUGACCCCUUUAGCCUACAAGCAGUUUAUCCCCAACGUAGCCGAGAAGACCCUAGGGGCCAGCGGCAGAUACGAAGGGAAGAUCACAAGAAACUCCGAGCGAUUUAAGGAACUCACCCCCAAUUAUAACCCCGACAUCAUAUUUAAGGAUGAGGAAAACACGGGAGCAGACCGGCUGAUGACUCAGAGGUGCAAAGACAAGCUGAAUGCCUUGGCCAUCUCUGUGAUGAACCAGUGGCCGGGAGUGAAACUCCGUGUGACUGAGGGCUGGGAUGAGGAUGGCCAUCAUUCAGAGGAGUCUCUACACUACGAGGGCCGAGCAGUGGACAUCACCACAUCUGACCGCGACCGCAGCAAGUACGGCAUGCUGGCUCGCCUGGCUGUGGAGGCCGGCUUCGACUGGGUCUACUAUGAAUCUAAAGCACACAUCCACUGCUCUGUGAAAGCGGAGAACUCGGUGGCAGCCAAAUCCGGGGGCUGCUUCCCGGGAUCCGCCACAGUGCACCUGGAGCAGGGUGGCACCAAGCUGGUGAAGGACCUGCGUCCGGGAGACCGCGUGUUAGCCGCUGACGACCAGGGCCGGCUGCUGUACAGCGACUUCCUCACCUUCCUGGACCGCGACGAAGGCGCCAAGAAGGUCUUUUACGUGAUCGAGACGCGGGAGCCGCGCGAACGCCUGCUGCUCACCGCCGCGCACCUGCUCUUCGUGGCGCCGCACAACGACUCGGGAGCCGCGGGGCCCGCACCCGGACCGAGCGCGCUCUUCGCCAGCCGCGUGCGCCCCGGCCAGCGUGUGUACGUGGUGGCCGAACGCGGCGGGGACCGCCGGCUGCUGCCAGCUGCGGUGCACAGCGUGACGCUGCGUGAGGAGGCCGCGGGCGCGUACGCGCCGCUCACGGCGCACGGCACCAUCCUCAUCAACCGGGUGCUGGCCUCGUGCUACGCCGUCAUCGAGGAGCACGGCUGGGCGCACCGGGCCUUCGCGCCCUUCCGCUUGGCGCACGCGCUCCUGGCCGCGCUGGCGCCCGCCCGCACGGACGCCGGGGGUGGGGGCAGCGUCCCCGCACCCCAACCCGCAGCGGAGGCGAGGGGCUCAGGGCCGGCCUCGGGCAUCCACUGGUACUCGCAGCUGCUCUACCAAAUUGGCACCUGGCUGUUGGACAGCGAGACCUUGCAUCCCUUGGGAAUGGCGGUCAAGUCCAGCUGAAG
Molecule: messenger RNA, 1322 nt
Organism: Peromyscus eremicus (cactus mouse)
Lineage: Eukaryota; Metazoa; Chordata; Mammalia; Rodentia; Cricetidae
Gene: Shh
Product: sonic hedgehog signaling molecule
Exons: 3
Coding region: 1-1320 (439 amino acids)
Biological process (GO): protein autoprocessing; oligodendrocyte differentiation; multicellular organism development
Molecular function (GO): calcium ion binding; patched binding
Source: RefSeq, a predicted model, not a curated record